CAGCAAGGGCCUAUAUGGAUCAGAUGAAUAGCUAUAAAGAAUGUACCACAUGCAGUAUUUGUGACACAGGUCAUGGUCUCUUCGUCCACCAGCCUUGCACUAGUGUAAGCAACACAGUGUGUGGAGUUUUAAAUGGAUAUUUUUGCACGAGAUUCACAGACAAUGGUGGUUGUAGUUUGGCGUUCAGACACACAGUGUGUGCACCUGGUCAGCAGAUGAAACAAGCUGGAACCAACAGAACCGACACAGUGUGUGAAGACUGUCAGUCAGGCUUUUUUUCUCUGGAUGGUGUCAACUGCACAGCAUGGAAAGUCUGUGAAGAAACUGAAACCGUGGUCAAAGAGGGGAGCUCCAGCCAAGACGUCAUUUGUGAAAGAAGUGCAGGAAGAAUUCAUCACGCUACACUUGCAUCUUUCUUAUUGUUGGUGGUGGUGGUGGUGGUGGUCAGCCUGAUCAUCAAAGGUAGAACACAGGAGAAGUGCAGACCCUUCGCCCGGAAUACCGGUUCUGCACGUCAAGUUACACAUGUCUGCUCUCACUUGGGACAUCAAUGAUCUGACGGGAUCAGACGUAUGAGAGGCUUCUGGGGAAGAUAUACAUGUGGAAAAUGGGAGAAGACAACUGAAAGUACAACAUAGCAAAGUGCUUUUGGUGUGGAUUAUUCUAUUUUCAGCUGUGGCAAUGCUAAGCCCUGUCAUCCCUGAACUGGACUAUGCAGGUUCAAAAACUGGAUGGUUCAAAACUUUGAACCAUGAUGAGAUGAGAUUUAUUGUCAUUGUCAUUACACGAGUGCAACAACAACAAAAUUACAUUUACACUCCAGUUACCUCAUACAAGAUACAGCAAUUUAUCCACAAUUAUUACUUGUUUCCUGUAAU
Thalassophryne amazonica is the source of this 878-nucleotide messenger RNA. RefSeq names its product tumor necrosis factor receptor superfamily member 14-like. Lineage: Eukaryota; Metazoa; Chordata; Actinopteri; Batrachoidiformes; Batrachoididae. The coding region runs from base 15 to 554 and encodes 179 amino acids. The record is from RefSeq and is a predicted model, not a curated record. Gene Ontology annotation, biological process: positive regulation of peptidyl-tyrosine phosphorylation; defense response to Gram-positive bacterium; positive regulation of cytokine production involved in immune response. Gene Ontology annotation, molecular function: protein binding. The transcript is spliced from 6 exons. Gene Ontology annotation, cellular component: external side of plasma membrane.